Alternaria postmessia is the source of this 564-nucleotide messenger RNA. RefSeq lists its product as uncharacterized. Lineage: Eukaryota; Fungi; Ascomycota; Dothideomycetes; Pleosporales; Pleosporaceae. The transcript has a single exon. The record is from RefSeq and is a predicted model, not a curated record. Bases 1 to 564 code for a protein of 187 amino acids.
AUGACUGACUAUAACAACCAACGCAUCGACGCUCAAGACUUGACUUCAAGGCUUGUCUCGUUCGAACACCAGUCCAACAACAACAUCAACAACAACAACAACAACUCUGCCAAAGGCAAUGGAGAAACCUCCUCCGACUCAAUUCUGUCCCAGCGAUGUCCCCGAUCCACCUCCAUCGACAGCGGCGUCAUGCCCCGUUUCACCAAAUCAGCAACAAUGUCCACAACAGGCACCAAUGACUCCCACUACUCUCAGUACUCCGGCCUCCGCGUUAUGCGCGCUGAGCCUAGUUCCAAGACACAUGCUGAAAGUGUUGGUGUCGCACCAGGCGAGUUCAGCAAACCGCGUGUCCACAAGCGCAACCGCAGAGACACUCAAAGCAGUGUUGGAAGCGGCAAGAGUGCGAGAAGCGAAGAGCCAAAGGAGUUCAAGUACUAUGGCCGACACAGCAACCAAUGGUUGUUCAACGACUUUAGUGUCACUGAUGCUGUGUCCAAAGGCUUCAAGAGAGUCUUUAGCAAAGACAACAGUGGAAAGGACUGGUAUGAGGACAGGAACCGUUAA